This is a messenger RNA of Saccoglossus kowalevskii, 807 nucleotides long. Its product is annotated as protein DPCD-like. Lineage: Eukaryota; Metazoa; Hemichordata; Enteropneusta; Harrimaniidae. The record is from RefSeq and is a predicted model, not a curated record.
AUGGCGUCGCCCAGUUGGAUAGACAGCUUACGCUCUGCUCAAAAGACGGCCCUUGUUCAAGACGGCAGAAGGAAAAUCCACUAUCUAUUCAAAGAUGGGAAAGAAAUGGCAGAAGAGUAUGAUCUAAGGAGCAAUGACCUUUUAGUCAGAAAAUGGAGGAACAAGAGCACACUUGGAGGUGAUGGUAAAUGGGAAUUUGAAGUUGGGGAAAUAUUUCGUCCUGUGAAUUUAGAUGUAGAUUUGUUUCGAGAGAAUAACAGUAAUGUAAGAAUGAAUACAAAGCUGUCAUUUCAAUGGCGUGUUCGUAAUCUACCUUACCCUAUUGAUACUUACAAUGUUACCGUGGAUACCGAUAGCGGAUGUAUCAUCAUCAGGACAACAAACAAAAAAUAUUACAAGAAAUUCAACAUUCCAGAUUUGCAGCGAUUGGGAUUACCCUUGGAGCAGUCAGCGUUGAGCAUAGCACAUGCAAACAACACUCUAAUUGUUACUUAUAAAAAGCCAAAUGUUGUUUUGGAAACCGAGGGGCUGUUGUAUAAAGAGUUGGAAAAACUGAAAUCGUCUAAAGAUGGUGACAUGGAAUGCAGUCCAAGUUAAUGAUACAGAUCUCUGAAUUUGAGGAGGGUAGUUAAAAACAUUAAGAGGGAACCCAUCUCUAAUCACUUAGUUCAAAGUAACUUGAAUCCUCAUUGUAAUAUACCGCAAACAUUAUUCGAUUAAUGGUCUACACGUAAUUUAGCUGCGUUUUUGCUGUUUUUGUUCAUUUUACAAUUACACAAUAAAAAGGCACAUGCUGCAAAUUUCAAC